CGGUUUUUGCACGAAACUACGUCAUUAUUGAUAAAAAGUUGCACAACUGUUGCCGGCUACCUCUAAUUAUUUGUCUAAAAAAUAAGUUCAAAAUAAAAUGUUUGUAGUUAAUUAUUAAAUGGCACAAUUAUGAAUAUCAAAAUUGGCGAAAUCUUCUUUGACAUAACCUGCUGAAAUAUCGAUUCUUAGUUGGUCAUCGAUAUGCUUGCACGAUACUAAUAAGCAAUUUUUGUUGUAAUGUUGCCGAAGACCCCGAAACCAGCAAUUUGGAGAUUCAUCAAGGGUAGCGCCAAGACACUCUUCGUGCUGGAAGCCGUCUGCUUUGCAGCCAGCUACGGACUCUACUACCGCAUGAACACAGACCAAGAUUUUCGCCGGUACGUCAACGAGAAAUAUCCCUACGCUCUUGAGUAUUACUAUAAAAUUGGUGAGCUUGUUGGCGAUAACACAGUGAGAGAAACAGACGCAAAUUACUGGAGCUCAACGGCGGCGCAAUUCGGCAAGAAGCAAUAGGAGAAACAAUACUUAAUUAUCGAUGGCCAGCAAUCCGUAUGUGAAAUCUGUCCUAUUGCUGGUUGGCGCCGGUGGACUUGGCUACGCACUGAUGCUGCUCACCGAACCCAAUGCGGAAAAGAUAGAACGCAUUAAGGCAUCGGCAAGGGGCCCCCGACAAUUCAACGCUGAUGAUGAGAAGAAAGCGCUCUUCAUGAAAAAGUUGCAGGAGGCUGCGAUAAAUAGUACUCCAAUUUAUCGACAAACACCAACGGCUGCCGAUAAAAAAGAAAACUAGUCUUAAUUUCUGUACAUAAUCUGCUGCAUCGCAUAUGUUAUAUAAAUAUAGGUUUUUUUUGUGACUACAA
This is a messenger RNA of Drosophila grimshawi, 860 nucleotides long. Its product is annotated as protein CEBPZOS. The transcript has 3 exons. The record is from RefSeq and is a predicted model, not a curated record. The coding region runs from base 238 to 513 and encodes 91 amino acids. NCBI's taxonomy places the organism in Eukaryota, Metazoa, Arthropoda, Insecta, Diptera, Drosophilidae.